AUGAAAAAAGACAAUAAAAGAAGCUAUCAUGGAUAUGGUGGUCAUUGCCCUGACUGUCCACUCAUCUGUCGUGUUUUUACAAAUGAUAUGAAACGACCGGAAUCAUUUCAACCUAGAAAACUCCGUCCAAAAAAUGCAGAUGAAAUAUUAAAAGAAAAACUUCAAAGAAGUUCAACACCUAGAGGUAUCUAUGAUAAUCCGUAUAAUCCUGGUUUGUGGCGUCGUUCGACAGUAAUAACUGCACCAUACACUUAG
Molecule: messenger RNA, 255 nt
Organism: Schistosoma rodhaini
Lineage: Eukaryota; Metazoa; Platyhelminthes; Trematoda; Strigeidida; Schistosomatidae
Source: the annotation of a GenBank genome assembly